ACAAAGAGUGUUGCAUGCCUGAUCAGUAAGGCAAAUCCAAAGAUCAGCAGUGAGAAGAAGAGAUGCAAACUGACACAGUGGAAUGUGCCUCAGAUAUGAUCUCACUCACUUGCGGGGAGGGGUCCAAACAUACAAAAAGAUCUUUGCUAGAUCACACACAGGUGAAAGGUGCAGAAGCAUGGAAGAAGAAGAAGAAGAAGAAGGAGAUGGGGAAGGAGGAGGAGAAGGAGAAGGAGGAGGAGGAGGAGGAGAAGGAGAAGCAGGAUGAGGAGGAGAAGGAGAAGGAGGAGGAGAAGGAGGAGCAGGAGGAGAAGGAGGAGGAGAAGGAGAAGGAGGAGGAGCAGGAGGAGCAGGAGGAGAAGGAGGAGGAGAAGGAGGAGAAGGAGAAGGAGGAUAAGAAGGAGAAGGAGGAGGAGGAGAAAGGAGGAGGAGAAGAAGAAGAAGAAGAAGAAGAAGAAGAAGAAGAAGAAGAAGAAGAGGACGAAGAAGAAUAGGAUGAAGAAGAAGAGGAGGAAGAAGAGGAGGAGGAGGAAGAGGAGGAGGAAGACGAGGAGGAAGAAGAGGAGGAGGAGGAAGAGGAGGAAGAAGAAGAAGAAGAAGAAUGUGACGGGGCUGAGGCAGAGCAGCGAGGUCAGGAAAGAGAGAGGGGGGGAAUGAGAGCACACACACACACACUCACUCAACUCGACACGGACUCGA
This is a messenger RNA of Chara braunii, 699 nucleotides long. The record is from the annotation of a GenBank genome assembly. Lineage: Eukaryota; Viridiplantae; Streptophyta; Charophyceae; Charales; Characeae.